GACGUGACGUCAUCAGGUGUUAUGUGUUUCAGGUGUGGGGAUGUUAUGUCGAAUAGAAAGUUUACAAUUUGUAUUUUGUGACACAAAUUAGAAAGGAUUUAAAAAAAUCCACGUUUCUAAAUACUUGUUUAGACGCAGAUUUCCAUAAAUAUCGGAAAUCAUGAGUUAUCCGAAUGUUACUAGUUCUGGUAUUCCUCGGAUUAUGGUUUUUCAACCAAAUUUGGAAGAGAUGAAGGAUUUUCCAAAAUAUAUUGAAUAUAUGGAAUCUAAAGGAGCUCAUAAAGCUGGUCUAGCAAAGAUUAUUCCACCGAAAGAAUGGUGUCCUCGGAGAAGCGGUUAUGAUGAUAUUGAAUUAGUUAUUCCAGCUCCAAUAUCUCAAGUUGUUACUGGUCGUCAGGGCAUGUAUCAACAAUAUAAUAUUCAAAAAAAGGCAAUGACUGUUCAAGAAUUUAAAAAAUUAGCUGAAAGUGAAAGAUAUGCUACUCCACCUCACUUUGAUUAUGAUGAUUUAGAAAGAAAGUAUUGGAAGAAUAUUACUUAUAAUUCACCAAUAUAUGGUGCUGAUAUUUCUGGUUCAUUAUAUGAUGAAGAUGUUGAGGAUUUUAACAUAAAUCAUCUGAAUACUAUCUUGGAUCUUGUCAAUAAAAAAUAUGGUAUUCGAAUUGAAGGAGUUAAUACUGCAUAUUUAUACUUUGGAAUGUGGAAGACAACAUUUGCUUGGCAUACAGAAGAUAUGGAUCUUUACAGUAUCAAUUAUUUACAUUUUGGAGCUCCAAAAUCUUGGUAUGCCAUACCACCUGAACAUGGACGUCGUCUGGAAAGAUUGGCUGCAGGAUUUUUUCCUGGUAGUUACCAAGCAUGUUCUGCAUUUUUGAGACAUAAAAUGACACUUAUUUCUCCUCAAGUGUUAAAGCAAUACUCCAUUCCAUUUAAUAAGAUAACUCAAGAACCUGGAGAAUUCAUGAUUACAUUUCCAUAUGGAUAUCAUGCUGGUUAUAAUCAUGGUUUCAAUUGUGCUGAAUCAACCAAUUUUGGAAUGCCACGUUGGAUUGAAUAUGGAAAGCGAUCUUUACAGUGCAUGUGCAGGAAAGAUUGUGUUAAAAUUAGCAUGGAUGUUUUUGUUAGAACUUUUCAGCCAGAUCGAUAUGAAAUGUGGAAACAAGGUAAAGAUAUUGGAUCUCAUCCUGAAUACCCUUCUCGGUGUUCAGCUGCUCCUCCUCCUGUGAAAAUUGAAUCUGAUGAAAAAGAUGGGAGGAGAAAAUAUAAAACAGAAGCUAUUGCAAAUACUACUGUUUCAAAAAGACAUCCAAUUUCACAUAUUCAAAAUAAAAAAGAGAAAAAAGGAAGUAAACAGAAAUGUGAAAGUGAAAUUGAUCAAGAAAAAGAAAAACAAAAGACCAAACUUGACAAUGAUAUUAAUUUGAAACCAAAGAGAAAAAAGAGAUUGAAAUUAGAUAAAUGUAAAACUGCUGCUGAUAAAGUUAAAGAGAAGAAGCAUAAAAAGAAAUUGAAUGAGACUGGAAGAUCAAAAAAAGUUAAGUGUUCAAGUUCAUUAUUGGGAAAGAGUAAUUCUUUGCAAAAAUUCCCAAAAUCACGUGAUAUAUCAAAAUUUAAAACCGUUUCAGAUAUGUGGUUGUGUGAGAAAUCAAUUUUGAAUAAGUUGAAUUCUUCUGAAAUGAAAUGUAAUACGCCGUCUCACGAUAAUAAAAAUACAAAAUCUUCAGUGAUGGAAUUUAGAUUAGGAAAUCUAAUUGAUAAAGAGAUUCAGAAUUCAUUUAUAAAUAGUAAUGGAAAUUCUGUUAAUUAUUCUGAAUCAUCUACAUUGCAAGAUACUGUUAAAAAGUUACAGUUGCAUUUAUCAAAUGGAAAAUCUGUGCCCUAUGUUGCGAAUACCAUAGCAAAUACCAAUUCAGUGUCAAAAACAAAUUUAAUCAAAACUGAUGUGUCAACAGUAAAUUAUUCAUCACCAUCUUAUAUGCCACAAACAGUGUUAUCCUUCCAUCAGUAUGCAAAAUUAUCACAAACUCAGUUUUGUAAUACUGUGGUACCUGAAGAAACUAAAAACAAACAUCAAAAAUCCGUGAUUUUAUUGCCAUUUGGAAUUGUAAAUAGUUCAGAUAACAGUUCACCAGUUAUUUUAACUACUAGUAAUGCAAAUAAAGAAGUAGCAAUUAGUGUUUUGACUCAAUCACAAAAAAAUGUAAAUUCUGUUCUCAACUCAUCUGACAGUGUUUUUACAACUCAGUCUAAAGUGCCAUUGCUGCAUCACACAAAAACUGUACCAAUGGAAUCUUCCCAAUUUAUUUCUCAACAACCUGUUCCAUUUUUAUCUCAGUCAUCAUCAAUGGCUCAGGUUAUUAAGUCAUUAUUAGAGAAAAAAUUAGAAGUGCCUCAUUCCCAAAAUUGUUCAAGGCCAAACAGUCCAACUCUCUCGGAAUAUACAAUGAAGAAUAGGGAAACGGUAAUUGUUAAAAAUCCACAAGCAUUACCUCAGUUAUUGCAUAAUUAUACCUUGCCAACAUCAAAAAUACAUUUAGAAGAGAAAAAUGUUAUCGAAUUGGAUAUAAUAAACAAAAAAGAAUUAGAAAAUAAUUCUAAUCUUAAGAAAAAGAAAGUUUUUGGAAAAAGGCGUAAUUCAAUAAGAACAAAUUCUCAAGCUAUUAAAACCGAGGAAUUAAAUGAUCAAAUGCCUUUUGUGCUGGAAAAAAAGAAUUUAGAUGAAUGGGCAAAGCCAGUUUUUGAUCUUUGGCAAUGUCAACAACAUAAUUUUAAAGCUGAAAAAAAUUUUAAUAGUCACUGUUCAAAUGUUGAACCUCAUUGUUCAAUAUGUAUAGUAUUUAAAGCUUUAAGAUUCAAGGAAGAUGAACUUAAUACUGCUUCAGAAUUGCAUGUUCCAUCACAGAGUCCAGUUUGGAUGCCUAGUAUGUGUUUUGAUGCCAAUUAUGAAACACCAGAUUUUUUUGAUAAAAAUCUACUUUUGGAAACGGAUGGCACCUCUCCACUUUACAUAUGUACAAAUUGUAAAGUGUGCGUUCAUGCAACAUGUUAUGGCAUUACUGCAGAAUAUGAUUCUUCAUCAUGGAAAUGUGCAAGAUGUAUAUCAAAUGCAAUAGAUGCUGAAUGUUGUUUGUGUGUAUUACGAGGUGGUGCUUUAAAGCCAACUACUAAUGGACGAUGGGCUCAUGUUUUGUGUGCUAUUUUAAUACCAGAUGUGAGUUUUGUGGAUAUUGUCAAAAAGGAACCCGUAGAUAUUAGUAAAGUGACUAGAGCUCGUCAAAAAUUGAAAUGUUCGUACUGCCAUAAAAUGUUCAGUAACUUUAAUUUAGUAAAUGGAAUUUGCAUACAGUGUUCAGCAGGGAAGUGUUCAUUAUCUUUUCAUGUGACUUGUGGUUAUAUGGCAGGUGUUACAUUUGAAACGUGUGAUUGGCCUGUACCUGUAUAUAUAACAUGUACUCGUCAUACAGCUAAUAAAGAAAAGAUGUAUAACAGAAAUUUAAGUGAAGUACAGAUUGAAGACAAAGUAAUUGCCAAACAUAAAAAUGGAAGAUAUUAUCAUUGUGAAGUAAUUGAUAAAUAUGUGCAAGAUUUUUACUCUGUUGAUUUUGAAGAUAGUUCCUAUAGUGACAAUCUUCUUCCAGAGGAUAUUAAGAGUCGAGAUUGUCUAACUCUCGGGCCACCUCCAAUCAACGAAACAGUACAGGUCUUAUGGACGGAUGGAAAAAUAUAUAAUGGUCUCUUUAAAGGUGUUCAAACUCAUGUGAUGCAUCAGAUUGAAUUUGAGGAUGGAUCAGAAGUAACAUUAAAAAGACAGGAUUUCUAUAGUUUGAAAGAAGAUUUACCAAAAAAAGUUAAAUCAAGACUGUCUGAAGCAACUGAAGUUCAGCAUAAAAAUAUAUUCGAAGAAGAAACGGUCGGAGGUAAACGACUCCGGGUGUCCAACAGCAAGUACAAAUCGGACAGUAUUCUUCCUUUAUAACUCAAUGAUAAUAUGCAGAUUAAUUUUGAUUAUUAUUCGUCAUUAUUCAACAAAUUCUAAUCAGUCAGUUACGAUAAAUCUGCAUUUGUCAUAAAUCAUACUUUAUAUUUUUUAAAUGUCUUCAAACCAUCGCCUCCACCGAAAUGUAAAUAUAUCAUUCGUAUCAUUAUGAAGCUAAAUGAUAUACCAAAGUCAGUUUUGUAUUUAAUUUUCAUUUAUUAUAAGUUUUGUAUAAUUUAUUUAUGAAAUAUUCUGCAUGUUUGAACAUAGAUGAUAAAUGUUAUUGAAAAAUAUCUUAUCACGAUUGUAGAAAAUUCGGACAUAUACUUAACCGAUCAGAUUUUUCAUAUCAUGCUGAUUUUAUAUGAUCAAAAAAUACUGAUUAUCAGAUGAAAACUAUGCAUAUGUCUUGAAAUAAUGAGCAAUAUUCCAAACAAUGCAAUUCGUUAAGUGCAAAAAGUUUGUAGAAUUAUUAUACUGUAUAUGUAUUUGUAAUGUUAUUUUCUUCCCACUAUUACUAUUCUUUAGUUUAAUGUCGACUGAUCUUUUUAACUAGUUUCUUCUUGUAAUAAUUUCAUUUUGUAUAUGAACUCAAAAAAUGUCCUUUUUAGGACUUAUUAUUGUAAAA
Centruroides sculpturatus (bark scorpion) is the source of this 4604-nucleotide messenger RNA. Its product is annotated as lysine-specific demethylase 4C-like. Bases 161 to 3976 code for a protein of 1271 amino acids. The transcript has 19 exons. Gene Ontology annotation, molecular function: histone H3K9 demethylase activity; histone H3K36 demethylase activity. Gene Ontology annotation, cellular component: nucleus. NCBI's taxonomy places the organism in Eukaryota, Metazoa, Arthropoda, Arachnida, Scorpiones, Buthidae. Gene Ontology annotation, biological process: chromatin remodeling. The record is from RefSeq and is a predicted model, not a curated record.